AUGAGCGAAUCUGGCAUAAAUACUCAAGUGUUUGAGAAACUUAGGGAAGACCCAGAAAAUCAAGCCUGUUGUGACUGUUUUUAUCCAGAUCCUUCUCAAGCUUCAGUUACUUUCGGAACUUUUAUUUGUUCUCACUGCGCUCAGUCACAUAUGAACAUUCUUGGAAAUGUUGUGAAAUCUUUGCUAGAUAAUGAUUGGGAAAUUAAUCAAUUGAAAAAUAUGACUGCAGGCGGCAACACCGCCCUUCAUGAAUUUUUUGCUUAUUAUGGAAUAGAUCAUAAUACUCCAAUUGACAUAAAAUACAGAAGUAAUGCUGCAGAAUAUUAUAAGAAGAGACUUGUUGUAGUAGCUGCAGGAGAAUCUUAUGAUGUAGACUUCCCUUCUAGAGAUAUCGGCAUACAAUUAGCACCUACUCUUCCUACAUCGCCUGCUCAGGUUUCUGAAGAAUCUAAAGAUCAACAACCUUCAUCGGGCCUUCGAGGGUGGUUUAGCUCAGCAGUAAACUUAACCAAACAAGCUGGAAACCGUGCUUAUGAAUACGCUCAGCCUGCAGUUCAAAAAGUCAGCGAAACUUCCUGGGGCGUUGUCGGGACUGUCCAAAAUAGCGUAAGUUCUGUUGUCGAGAAAACUAAAAGUGCCGGAAAUGUUGCCUAUGGCUAUAUCUCUGAAGCAUCUCAGCCAGUCGUGAAGAGAGUUGAAGAAACUUCUAAAACCAUUAUAGAAUCUGUUGAGAAAGGAGUCAAUAAUACCUUCGACAAAUUCAAUGAAAUUGCACAAUAUCCUCAAGUCCAAGCUGUAAAAUCCACGACCACUGGAGUGGCCACAACUGUCACAAGCACAGCUAAGUCAGCGUUUGACAUGGUUAAUAAUAACCCAAGAGUUCAGACUAUGAAGCAAGAGACCAUGGAGCUGUUGAAUAAAGUAGAAAAAGAAGCCAAAAAAGGAGUCAAUAAAGCUGCGAAGUUUAUAGCUGGAGUGACAGAAGAUGAGGUAAAACAAGCACAAGAGGAAGAAAAAGUGGUAGAAAUUGAGCUUAAAAGCCAACCAUGGAGUGGAAUGCCUGAGUAA
Blepharisma stoltei is the source of this 1068-nucleotide messenger RNA. NCBI's taxonomy places the organism in Eukaryota, Ciliophora, Heterotrichea, Heterotrichida, Blepharismidae. The record is from the annotation of a GenBank genome assembly.